UUCAUUUUCUGUUUCGUCAAACCAAAAGUAUAAAUAUAAUAAUUGUUUCUAUAUACUCUUAUUUUAUUUUAGACUUUACUUGACAUGAUGAAAUUGAGAAUCGCCGCGUAUGUCUAAGAGUUCUAAAAGCGCAAUCCGAUUUCCCUAAAAAAAUGUUAAAAAAGAAAAGUCUCAACGCUGAAGAAAUUAACAAUCAAAAUUCAAGAAACAGGAGGAAAACGUCAUUAAGUUUACCGUAUGAACCAGUGGCAAAAUGGGAAGGAAAGAUAUAUAAACUCGUGGACGGUACAAACUUCGAUCAAUAUAUGGCGGCUCUCGGUGUUGGUCCUGUUUUGCGCAAAAUUGGAAACUCUGUACGACCGGUUAUAGCAUUACGUAAGAAUGGCAUAUAUUACUCACUAAUAACGGCUUCUGACUUUACCACGACCAUACAACACUUUGAACUGUGUGUACCCUUCGAUGAGUUCACUUUGGACGGACGUCAAAUGCGGACCACCUUCUCGCUGUACAACAACGUAUUGAUUCAGCAUCAAAUGGGCAAUAUUCCUUCAACUAUAGUACGGGAGUUCCACGAGGACAAAAUGAUCGCCAAAUAUAUGGUGAAAGAUGUUGAGGCUGUGCGUGUGUUCGAAGCAGCAGAUGAGGAAAUGUGUAGACUGAUUUGGGAGGCAAAUGUCGCUAAAAGAUAUCAAAUAUAGAUGGGUAUAUCAAAUAGACUGCGUGUUUAUGGAAAGUAGGAAGUCGCGGCCAUUCAAGACCAUCAAACCCCAUUUUAUAAAUAUUUUGAAAAUGCACAAACGAAAAACAUAUUGUGCGCAAUAUUAUGCAACAUUAUUAAUGUUCACCGAUGUUUUGUGUGAAUGUGUUUUAGCAAGCAUUGGUAUAUGCUCCAGUUAUAUUUCUAUAACCACUAAAGUUGAUUACAGAUCAUUAAAUCAAAAUGUUAGCCAUUAAAUAUAAAAUGGGGAUUUAAGGGACUCAAAUCAAAAUUUUUGAGAUCGGGUUUAGCUGUUAUGACUUGUGGUUACAGAUUUAUCGCACUUUUGGCACUUCCAAAUUCAUGUAAAUUAAUUCGUACAUGACUAUGUUAAUAAAAUUUUGUCCAAUCUA
Messenger RNA from Bactrocera latifrons, 1110 nucleotides. RefSeq names its product probable fatty acid-binding protein. The record is from RefSeq and is a predicted model, not a curated record. The coding region runs from base 153 to 698 and encodes 181 amino acids. The transcript has a single exon. Gene Ontology annotation, biological process: fatty acid transport. Gene Ontology annotation, cellular component: nucleus; cytosol. Gene Ontology annotation, molecular function: fatty acid binding. Lineage: Eukaryota; Metazoa; Arthropoda; Insecta; Diptera; Tephritidae.